CUGGAGUCGGUGAAGUCCGCGACCGCACCCCUGCGGCCGCUGUGUUCCCAGGUCCUGGGUGAUGGAGAACGGAGCGGUGUACGGCCAGACCACGGAGGAGAACCCGGGCCCUGCCCGGGGCGCCCGGGGCGCCCUCGCCGCCUACUUCUUCCUGGGCCGGCUCAAGUGGCAUCGGCGCGUGCUCAAAAUCUUGCAGCUGGUGCUGUCUCUGCUGGCCUUCAUCUGUGAAGAAGUCGUGGCGCAAUGUACUUUGUGUGGAGGACUUUACUUUUUUGAAUUUGUGAGCUGCAGUGCCUCUCUUCUGAGUCUGCUCAUACUGAUCGUGUACUGCACUCCAGUUUAUGACAGAGUCGAUUCUGUAAAAGUCAAGGCAUCGGACUUCUAUAUUAUGUUGGGAACAGGAUGUGUGUUUUUACUGGCGUCCAGCAUUUUUGUUGCCACACAUGACAGGACCUCAGCUGAAUAUGCAGCAACUGUGUUUGGAUUUCUUGCAAGUUUUAUGUUCCUGUUUGACUUUUGCACUAUGGUCUAUGAAAAGCGACAGGAGUCCCACCUGAGAAAACCUGAGACUGCCCCCAGGGCCCUCACUCAACCACUUACUUCGUAAGGACUCUAGGGAGCAGGUGUUACAGAGGGUAGCGACUACGUGGUGCCUGAGCCCUGACAGAAACUCUUGUAAAAUUUGUGUAAUUGUUAAACCACUUCUUUUGAAGAGCAUGGGGAAGGGCAGGAAGGCAGUUUUAUCAAUAUUGGACUGUGUGCCAGCCCCCACAAAUUAGGCCAGAGGGUUUUUUAAUUUUUUUUUUAUAACAGUUGAACUUUUUUUUUUUUUUUUGGAGGUGCAGAUGGUUGUUUGUUUAAAUCACAUAGCUCAACUGAUGAUAAGUUAUUCUGUCAUUGUUACUAAGCUUAGCUUUUAAAUUAUGCUUUAUGGCUGUAUAAACAGCAUGAUUAAGUUCAUACAUUUAGAAAUUGUUUCAUUUUAAAAUUAAUUUGCUUAGCUAUGAGUUUGUUUUUUGAUGAUUAGAUAAAAUUUAAUGUAUAUUUAAGAGAUCAAUAUUUAAAAUGUUGGUCUAGGUUUUUUUCCUUAAAAUAUAAUACCUAGGCUUUACUGUAUCUCACUCAGCCUUAAAAUUAUAUUGUAACGUUUUAGAAUAAUUACUAUUAACUCUUUCUGAGAUCUUUUACAGCCUAAUAGAAAAUGUAUGGUAAAUGUUGGUAUUUUAUAUGUAUAAAAGCAACAUCAUCAGCAACCCCAUGUUUAUAUUGCACUUUGAUUGCUAUUGAUAUCACGUAAAAAAAAAGUAAGAUUUUUAUAUAACACAGAAAAAUGGAAGAAACUGAUUUCACGCCUAAGGACCAAAGAUAGGAAAGAUAAACUUUUGGCUCAAAACAGUGAAAGUAAUUAUAAAAGCAGGCUCUGACCACUUACCAAGGGUCUGAAGAGAUGAUGAGUUAUACUCUGAGUUAGAAAAUGGUCUGUUUCCCUUUUGGCAUAUGAUUAUUUCUGUUGAGGUUGAUACAGCUCUGCAGGUCCCCUUCAGUGUUUUCUUUGGAGCCAGUGUUCUUUUUAAAACCCCAGUCUUUGAUUUUUCAUCUAUUUGAGAUGCUCCCUUUUCUGUCUCCGUAUCAGAAUGGUCCAUACACUGCUUUGUCAUCUGGCAGAGGUGGGCCUCUGGCUCUGACUCUUUCUUGUCAGCAGUUAUAUUUGGGUGGUCCAGGAUCUUGGGCUCUUUUAAUUGCGUAGAGUAUUUAGCAGGAUCUUUAGGUUUCUUGUUCCCCCAUAGACAUUGCUCUAGUUUCUCUUUAGAGGAGACCUUCUUAAGAAAGUGAAUAUCUAGAGAAUCCUGCCCAGGUUAAUACUGUUGAUGGUGUAAGGGAGUAGUCAAACUAUUUGUAACCAGUUCUGAUAAUUUGGAAGAAUUGUCUGUUGUUGGUAGGCUGUCUUAGAGCCAGCCAGCCAGAGCACUUGGGAUAGGACCUUUCUGACCAAGUGAUUCACAGACUAUACAUUUCUUGUUCUUCUAGAUUUUUGAUUCAAGACUCUAGUGUUAAGGCAAUGAGCCCAUGCGUCAGGUCCUUCAGUACUUUGGUGGAGGUCCCUGGCCUAGGUUUUCUAUGUGAAACAAUGGAAUCAUGUUUCCAGUGAGACAAUUUAAUACUCCUUCCUUUUGAAAUUUCUCAUCUGCCAUAUGUGUGUUGUAGAUGGGUUUCAGCCACAUGAAUGUGCCUAAUGUGGUUCUCAAAAAUUGGUCUUUAUGGCCAGACACAGCCUCUGCUCUGUCUUACUAACUCAGGAUCAGAGUUUGGAUGCUAGUACCAGUGGUGAUGUUACCACUACCUACUUGGGAAAUAAUGAAACCAAUCAUGGAUGCUGUUUUUAUUGGGCGUGCCAUCUAAGAGAGGAGAAAUAGCCUGUGUCUUGGGUACAAGAAUAAAGACUGGUUCAAAGAUAACUAGGUUAGGGUAGGCAAGCUCUGGAAUUUCACAUCAGACUGUACCAUUGUCAUUUUAGGUAUCAUUUAGACCCAGGUGGGAUUCACAGUAAACCAUCUGGGCUACCUCAGGGUCCCCACUCUUGCAUUGGGCUUAUUUGAGUUUGACGGACACGUGCUCAGCUGGCCUCACCCAUAUAGCAUGUUGGCACUGAGCUUAAGCUCUGCUUGUUCUGAAGUUUCUCUUCCAUUUGUUUUAUUGGUGCAGAAGUGGGCCUCUUAACUGGCCACUUAAUCCUUUCUUUUUCAGAAAAAUAAUAUAUUCGCUGGUAUUUUUGGUCACUCUAGAACUUUUCUUCACGUUGUUUUUUAUGGGACCCAUAACUGAUUAGCUCCUCUCUUCUAUUGUAGAAGGAGUUAGGAGUAAAAAGACCAUUGUGGUAAAUAAUAAAAAGUUUAAGGAGAACUUGGGACCAAAACCACUGUUAGGUAUUGAAAAAGGCAAACUCAAUAAACUCAAAUUUAAAAUAAUUUUUUAUUAACAGCUAAGGUGAAUUUAACUUGUUAUAUUUUAUACAAAUAAACUGUUUAGAAUGGUUCUUAAAAUUUUUAAGGGAAAUGCACUUACAAUACAAGAAUUUUAUAAUUGCUAUACAGUCAUGCGCUGCAUAACGAUGUUUCGGUCAACGAUAGACCGCAUAUACAACGGUUUUCCUGUAAGAUUAGUACCAUAUAGCCUAGGUGUGUAAUAGGUUAUACCAUCUAGGUUUGUGGUAAGUACACUCGAUGAUGUUCGUACAAUGAUGAAAUCACCUACUGGUGCAUUUCUCAGAACGUAUCCCUGUUGUUAAGUGACGCAUGACUGUACUUAAAUUAUGUUCUGUUUGGGGACUGGGAAAUGUUUUUUUACAUUGUUUAUAGCCAAUCAUUUUUAUAUUUAUCAGUUUAAAUCCUGUGGGUCUUUUUUAUCUCUUUCAAUGUCAAAUUUUGUAGUCUUCUUUUUAAAUAAAUCCAUUUUAUUGUCCAUA
Messenger RNA from Diceros bicornis minor, 3463 nucleotides. It is a transcript of the gene CMTM6, whose product is annotated as CKLF like MARVEL transmembrane domain containing 6. The transcript has 4 exons. The record is from RefSeq and is a predicted model, not a curated record. NCBI's taxonomy places the organism in Eukaryota, Metazoa, Chordata, Mammalia, Perissodactyla, Rhinocerotidae. Gene Ontology annotation, cellular component: membrane. Bases 62 to 607 code for a protein of 181 amino acids.